This is a messenger RNA of Fusarium fujikuroi IMI 58289, 1791 nucleotides long. RefSeq lists its product as uncharacterized. Lineage: Eukaryota; Fungi; Ascomycota; Sordariomycetes; Hypocreales; Nectriaceae. The record is from RefSeq and is a predicted model, not a curated record. The transcript has 6 exons. Bases 1 to 1791 code for a protein of 596 amino acids.
AUGUCUGAUCACAGCUCACCAGAUGCACCUCAGUCACCGCGUGAUUUGAGCUAUGACCCUGAUAGGUAUGAUUGGGAGGAUUUUGCCCGAGCUGGAGACGAUUGGGAAGACCAAGACAGGCACAUCUGCCUGCAUGACCAAUGCGACCUCUGUCUUCUCGAUAUGGCACCGGAUGAUUUGGCCAUCGCCGUAACGUGCGAAACACAUCUUCGCCCUUCAUACUGCACCAAGUUGUUCAGAUUUCCCGCCGGCAAGGAGGAGUUUCAACCUGAUGGAGAGAGGUGGAUUCUAUGUUGGGAUGCUAAAUGCAAUCAGUCAUCUGAAGUUGUGACGAUGCAUGCUUCCUGUUACCAACUCUUCUUUCAGCAUUACACUCAUGAUAACCCCCUCAAAGACAACAGCCUCGUAUCAGUGAGCCCCUCGAUUGCCGAAUCGUUGGGAAUACCGCAGCUGGCUCAACUGCCCCCAAGCCUUGUCCAAGAUAUCAGGUCCAUGUCUCCUGAUAGUCAAGUUUGGGCUUACUUGGCUAUCAAAGAUCGUGCAGAGGGGAUUUCAUCUGCAGCUGGCCGAGAUGACCUGUCUUGCAUGCUUGACAAAGUCGAGUCUUGGACUAGGGACGAGGGUGCACCUGUGAUGAGCGACAGCUUUGCUGGGGAUUGGAGUUUCCGGGUCUCGAUAGAUCGCCGCGGUAUACGCAACAUUGAAAGAAUCUUUGGUAUCUCUUCCUACGCAGGUUGGCGGAGUGAAAGCCUUGCCUUCGCUCUGAUACCCCCAGAUCAAGCAAUGAGAAGUUGUGUUGAUUUCAGGCUUGGAGCAGCUCGUCUUGAUCUAUGGGGUGGCAGGUCAGUCCUGUGGGAUACACCGAGUCCUCCUUUAGGGGGUAAAGUCUCAUGGUUCACCGCGUCUGGUCCAUCGCAAUUAAGCAAUGUGCGUCUGCGCAUGCUGGACUUGCGCAGCACCAGGGGCCUCACCUUCUUUUACGCUGGGUCUUCUCUGCGAGCUAUUCAUUCUCAUACGCCUCGCUUCCCAACUGCGUUGACGACAUAUGCGCGUUUGCCCGAACACGAUCGAAAGCAUGUGGUUUGGGCUCAUGUCCCUAUCUCACCUAACGAUCGAGUUAUCGGAUUAGGCAUACGAACAAGUGGCACGAAAGGUGGAUUCGCCUCACCCUCUGUUCUAAUUCGUACUGAGCUUGCUGGUGAUAUUGUCAUCGGCCCUCAGCCCAAGCCUGUUCACCACGACUUGCCUCUCGUCCUCAUUAAGGAUUACAGCUGCGACAUUAUACCGGAGUUUUUCGCAUACAGUUUACCUGAUAUUAACGGUGAAUAUAUGCUUCUCGCGGUGGCAGGAGAGUCAUGUGAACCUAACGCAGAAGGGAUCAUAUUUGGGUACGAGCAUGGUGCCCAGGGGGCUGUUGGUCAAUGCCGUAUCGGAAUUGACAAUGUAACCACCUACAUCAAUCCCACGGGGAUUUGUUACAGCGAUAUGAUGCGGGCUCAUUGCUGUGACGGCGAUGAUGAUUGUUCCAACGAAGAACAUGAACCUUCGGAGGAGAUGGAAUGCACAGCACAUCAAGGUUCCUCCAAGGUUGAAUGCUACAGUGGCGCAGAUGGCCAUCAUCACAACGAUAGUGAUGAGCAUGUGGUCUGCGUACCCAUCGAAGGGUACCUCGAUUGCCACUGGGAUGACCGAUGGACUCGACUGGAUGUAAAAGAACAUGCCCCUGAAGCCGUUGAGGCAAUAAUGCAAGUGGAUAUGAACGGCAGAAAUCCCCGCGUAUUCACGGUAUAA